Messenger RNA from Monoraphidium neglectum, 417 nucleotides. RefSeq lists its product as hypothetical. The record is from RefSeq and is a predicted model, not a curated record. Bases 1 to 417 code for a protein of 138 amino acids. The transcript is spliced from 3 exons. Lineage: Eukaryota; Viridiplantae; Chlorophyta; Chlorophyceae; Sphaeropleales; Selenastraceae.
AUGGCUGACGUCUUGAAGGUGGCUCAGCUGCUCCUGGUGCAGCCCAGCGACACCGCAGUGCUGGCGUUCCGCGUGGCCUGCCUGGCGGCCGGGACCGCUGCGCCCGCGUGGAUCGCGUACAAGGCGGCGCAGGCAGAGGCCAGCCCCAAGGCCAAGGACCGCGCCCUGCGGCUGGCAAUGGCGGCGGCGCUGGUGGAGCUCGGGGAGAAGGCCCUUGGGGCGCCCGUAGGCCUGCCGCGCUGGCGGUACUGGCCCUCCGCCAAGCUGGCGCUCCUGCUGUGGCUGCUGCUGGACGGCGGGAAGGGUGCCGACCAUGUGUAUGCGUUUGUGUCACGGGCUAUGGCGCCAUACGAGGCGGAGGUGGACAGUGUCGUCGACACUGCAGGACCGCUGCUCCAGCACGCUGCUGCCAGGUAG